Vigna radiata var. radiata (mung bean) is the source of this 879-nucleotide messenger RNA. RefSeq lists its product as uncharacterized. The transcript is spliced from 3 exons. Lineage: Eukaryota; Viridiplantae; Streptophyta; Magnoliopsida; Fabales; Fabaceae. The record is from RefSeq and is a predicted model, not a curated record. The coding region runs from base 338 to 727 and encodes 129 amino acids.
UGAACUCAUUCUAGUGUUAACAGAUUUUAGGCUCACACUAUGUCAUGUGUACUUUUCUGUUAUGAAUGUGAGUAAAAGGAUUUAAAUAUUUACGAGUGAUGAGUGAAUGAUUGAAUAUAAUUUUGCGAUGUUGUUGACUAUUGUUUGUUCGAACUUCAAUAAUGCUAUAUUAUGUUUUUUCUUCCUAAAUAUCAGAGAAAGGUAUCAUGGAGGAUUGAGGAUGAAGAAAAGAUAAAAAAGAAUUUCCAAACCAAAGCAUCUCAUAGAUUAUCUGAGAUGUUUAAAAAAGCUCGAACGCUAGGGGAAAAACCUGAUUGGAUGGGAGAGGAGGUUUGGAAUGCUCUUUUGGAGAAGUGGAACAUGCCACUUUAUAGACAAAAGUGUGAAACCACCAAGAAAAACAGGACAUCCGACAAGGGUGGUUGUUUGCACACUAGGGGAUCCACUAACGUGCAUGAGCAUGCUAUUCGUCUGUCACAGCAGCUUGGUCGGAAAGUCCAUGUCGAUGAAAUUUUUCAACAAACACAUAUUCGAGCAUCAACAGGAGAAUUUGUCGAUGAAAGGUCUAGGCAGACACAUGUUACAUGAACAAUUUCAAGCUAGAUUUUCUCAAGUAAUAUCUGAGACAGCAUCCGCUGGUCCUUCAACAUGUGCUCCCCUAGACCCUACAGAUGAGGAAAGAUUGAGGAACCAAUGUUGGUUUGAGGUUGUCGGUCGAAGGUACUAGAGGCGGGUAUAUGGCAUUGGAAAUGUCAGUGGUCGAGAUGACUGUGUCGAUAGUUACGUACAACAGACACUGGCAUCUUCUUCUCAGCAACCGAUUGUACACAACAUUUCUAACCUUGAAAAUAGAAUGGCAACUAAUAAGUUGUCGUUGAA